AUGAAUGCAAGAAGGCCUUUCUUGCUAAGUUUUUCUCCACCGGUCGCACGCACGAGCUUCAUACAGAGAAACAAUGAGACUUUUGCUGAGGCUUGGGAGAUUCAAGGGCUACACAAGUCAGUGCCCCCAUCAUGGCUUUGCUCUCUACUCUCUAUAGAGGUUAUUUGGCAAGGUAUAGAGAGAUGUUGGACACAGCCAGCAAUGGAAACUUCCUUAAUCAGGAUGUGGAUGAUGGUUGGCAGCUUGUGGAAAUCAUUGCAAACUCCAAUGGAAGUUAUGGAGAAGAGUAUGAUCGCACAAACCGGAGCUCGACCCACAACUCGAUCGAGUCCGAUGAAAAUUGAGAAAAGAUGUAAAUCGUUGAAUGAGAAGUUGGACAAGCUUAUCUUAGCUCAGUCCACAAUGAAGAAGGUCAAUUUUGUGUCUGCUGAAGAGAUGGAACCUGUUCAAGAAGGGGAGGAUACACAAUUUGCUGAAGUAUGUUACAUGAGCAAUGGGCAAGGAGGCUACAACAAAGGAUAUUACAAUUACAAAGCCAACCCAGCCAUGUCAUUACAGAAACACUGA
This is a messenger RNA of Microthlaspi erraticum, 567 nucleotides long. NCBI's taxonomy places the organism in Eukaryota, Viridiplantae, Streptophyta, Magnoliopsida, Brassicales, Brassicaceae. The record is from the annotation of a GenBank genome assembly.